ACCUGCCUCUCUCUCUCUCUUUCUCUUUAUAACUAAGAUUUGGUUUUUGGGUAGAGAUUCCAUGGCAGAAGAAGAGAAAAUAUCUCAGAACAUGCAGUCCCUGUCGGUGAAUUCAGCUUCUCAAGAGCCAUCUUCAAGCGAUUCGAAUCAAGAGACUGGGAUGACAUUAGAGGAGAGAUUUCAGAUUAUAAGGAGUAUUGGAGAAGAAUGUAUACAAGAGGAUGAGUUGUUGAAUCUGCUCGCCAAGAAGCCAGGAAUUAUUUGCUAUGAUGGCUUUGAACCCUCUGGGAGAAUGCACAUUGCUCAGGGGGUUAUGAAGGCAAUAAAUGUGAACAAACUAACAUCUGCUGGAUGCAAAGUAAAGAUAUGGGUUGCAGAUUGGUUUGCACAGCUAAACAACAAAAUGGGAGGCGAUAUGAAGAAAAUUAGAACUGUUGGAGAUUACUUGAUUGAGAUUUGGAAAUCUGUGGGAAUGGAUCUCGAAGGAGAUAAGGUGGAAUUUUUGUGGUCUUCAAAAGAAAUUAAUGCACGGGCAGAUGAGUACUGGCCUCUUGUGAUGGAUAUAGCUCGGAGGAACAAGCUUCCAAGGAUAUUAAGCCCCAUUUGCAGGUGUUCUCAAAUUAUGGGUCGUAAUGAGCAGGAUGAAUUGACAGCUGCACAGAUUUUUUAUCCAUGCAUGCAGUGUGCCGACAUAUUCUUCCUGAAGGCUGACAUCUGCCAGCUGGGCAUGGAUCAGCGGAAGGUAAACAUGCUUGCCAGAGAAUAUUGUGAUGACAUCAAAAGGAAGAACAAGCCUAUCAUCUUGUCACACCACAUGCUGCCUGGUUUGCAACAAGGGCAAGAGAAGAUGUCCAAAAGUGAUCCAUCAUCUUCAAUCUAUAUGGAGGAUGAAGUGGCAGAAGUCAAUCUGAAGAUAAAAAAAGCUUACUGCCCCCCGAUGGUCGUUGAAGGAAAUCCUUGUUUAGAGUACAUUAAGUACAUAAUCUUACCAUGGUUUGGUGAGUUCACAGUAGAGCGAGAUGCAGCAAAUGGUGGGGGCAAGACCUUCAAAAGCUAUGAAGAAAUUGCUACUGACUACGAAAAAGGAGAACUACAUCCAGCAGACCUCAAACCUGCUCUAUCAAAGUCUUUAAAUAAGAUUUUGCAGCCUGUGAGAGAUCAUUUUGCAAAUGAUGCUACUGCCAGGGAUCUACUGAAAAAAGUUAAAUCUUACAGAGUAAGCAGGUGAUGAAGUUGAGAGUCAAGAUACUUGUUUGGGUUGUUGCUCCAAAUUCAAAACUUAUGAUUUAACCAGCCAGACUUUUAAUUCCAAAUUUCCAUAGAACUUGAGUUUAAUUUUUGAAAAAACUUGAUAAAUUUACAAGCCAGGUGCAUUCUAGAUGAAUGCAAAGGGAGAAUUGAAGUUCAGGUUCUAUUUCAAUUGCGAUCCUAGAUUCUUGGUUGUAA
Molecule: messenger RNA, 1446 nt
Organism: Telopea speciosissima
Lineage: Eukaryota; Viridiplantae; Streptophyta; Magnoliopsida; Proteales; Proteaceae
Product: tyrosine--tRNA ligase 1, cytoplasmic-like
Exons: 10
Coding region: 62-1228 (388 amino acids)
Biological process (GO): tRNA aminoacylation for protein translation
Molecular function (GO): ATP binding; tyrosine-tRNA ligase activity
Source: RefSeq, a predicted model, not a curated record